Drosophila serrata is the source of this 739-nucleotide messenger RNA. RefSeq lists its product as uncharacterized. The record is from RefSeq and is a predicted model, not a curated record. Lineage: Eukaryota; Metazoa; Arthropoda; Insecta; Diptera; Drosophilidae.
GAACAAAAAACAACAAAAUAUAGAAAUAUAUAUAGAUAUAAAUUAGUAAUGAAUGGGAAUGGAUUUUGGAACUCCCUGCACCGUCACUUUCUCCUGUUGCUGGUCAUGGGUCCGCUAGGAAUCCAAUCUGGCGGUGGCAAAGGCAAUUGUAGCCACCUUCGAGAUGUGACAUUAAAAUUUAUUUGCCAUAGCGUUGUACCGCCUCAUAUAUAUGCGAUAUAUCGCGACUCCCGGGCACCGAUAAACACACCGUAUAGCGUCUGGCAAACGGAGGCCACGGAUAAAGUCGAGGAUAUGAUUGUGCUGGUCACCUUCCAUGACAACUACAUGCAUCGCUUUGAGGCGAUGAGGGUUGCCCACUAUGAUCCCGCGGACACGCAGCACACCUUCAGCAUGCAGACGACGAGGGGAUUCAAACCCUUGAUCAUCAGUCCAUCACUCCUGUACUGCUUCCAUGUGGGUCUGCGGUAUCCGAUGGAGCUGCGGAGCAGUUGCCUUGGCAGUGGCCGGAGCACUGAGGUCGCCUCGAAGCCGGUUCUGCACUAUGCCAUGCACGACGUUAGAACACCCUCUAGGCUUUCAAACAUUGCAAAUACUCUUAAUCCCAGCGGAAUUGUUAUGAUUAUCGUCCCAACAUGGCUGCUUGUCGUCGUUGGCCUUUAGCCGUGCAUUCUUUAUAUUUUCUUUUGGCAAAAAUCGAAUUAAUGUGUAGGUCAAAAUUACAAAGAAAUGAAAGUGA